GUCAUGCUGGGAAAACCUCCCACCUAGGACUUUACCCUGAGUCCAGGGUCUGUGCCCUAACCCCACAGUCACUGAGAGCAACUGUAGGCCACAUACAACAGACAUUGCUUGUUUUCCAGGUACUAAGGGUCAUAAUCCCUAACUCCAGUUACAGGAAACUCCUGAGAUCAGAGGAAAAACAGCAUCCGCGUGGGAGUUUGGGGAGAGAUCUUCCAUACCAGAUUCUGUGGCCUGCAGGUGACAUGCUGACUAAGAGAAGCAGGAGUCUGUGACAGCCGCCCCAACGCCUGGCGACAUGGCCACUAGGGAAGAUGAGCUGAGGAACUGUGUGGUAUGUGGGGACCAGGCCACAGGCUACCACUUUAAUGCGCUGACUUGUGAGGGCUGCAAGGGUUUCUUCAGGAGAACAGUUAGCAAAAGUAUUGGUCCCACCUGCCCGUUUGCUGGUAGCUGUGAAGUCAGCAAGGCUCAGAGGCGCCACUGCCCAGCCUGCAGGUUGCAGAAGUGCUUAGAUGCUGGCAUGAGGAAAGACAUGAUACUGUCGGCAGAAGCCCUGGCAUUGCGGCGAGCAAAGCAGGCCCAGCGGCGGGCACAGCAAACACCUAUGCAACUGAGUAAGGAGCGAGAAGAGCUGAUCCGGACACUCUUGGGGGCCCACACACGCCACAUGGGCACCAUGUUUGAACAGUUUGUGCAGUUUAGGCCUCCAGCUCACCUGUUCAUCCAUCACCAGCCCUUGCCCACCCUGGCCCCUGUGCUGCCUCUGCUCGCACACUUCGCAGACAUCAACACUUUCAUGGUACAGCAAGUCAUCAAGUUUACCAAGGACCUGCCCCUCUUCCGGUCCCUGCCCAUUGAAGACCAGAUCUCCCUUCUCAAGGGAGCAGCUGUGGAAAUAUGUCACAUCGCACUCAAUACCACUUUCUGUCUCCAAACACAAAACUUCCUCUGUGGGCCUCUUCGCUACACAAUUGAAGACGGAGCCCAUGUGGGGUUCCAGGUAGAGUUUUUGGAGUUGCUCUUUCACUUCCAUGGGACACUACGAAAACUGCAGCUCCAGGAGCCCGAGUAUGUGCUCUUGGCCGCCAUGGCCCUCUUCUCUCCUGACCGGCCUGGAGUUACCCAGAGAGACGAGAUUGAUCAGCUGCAAGAGGAGGUGGCACUGACUCUGCAAAGCUACAUCAAGGGCCAGCAGCAAAGGCCCCGGGAUCGGUACGGUGGGACACGGAGGGCUCGGAGGCCACACCAGGGCAGGAAGGGGUUGGCGAAACAUUGAACUUGGGAGGAAUGUCUUUCACUGUCCUUUCCUUAGGGAAUUCAGGUCUCUUGGGGUCUAGUCUUUCCCCCUGGCCAUCCCUGUCUCACAUCGUUUCAGCAUCCAAAUUGCUGAAUUUGGAUACUGCUGUUUCAUCUCACUUUUUCCAGAUUUUUUUAUUAUUAUUAUUUAGUACAGAUGCAAAGUAGUAGCUCAGAGGCUCUGGGUAAUAGCAUUCCUGAGAUUGAUGACAUCCAUCACCUCACCAGUCCAGCUUCUCCAGACUAACGCAGACUUUUAAGUCUUGUUCACUCCCUUCCCUUGGCCUUUCCUCUCCUCGCCAUUGGGCUGAUUCCUUCGAUUUUUCUUUUCCCUUGAAGUUAUAGUCAUUCACAGUUUCAUGGCCAAAGCCAGUUUCAGUUUCAUAGUCUGCGAUUUAUCCAGGCUCUGAGGUAUAAACCACUUCUGUUUUGCUCAUUCCUCCAAGAGCCAGUUUGGCCAGAAAGGGGACACUUCAUACCACAGAACAUAUCCACCUUCUAGAACCUGCUCUGGAGGGCCAGGCCCUCAGAUUCCACACAGCUGGAAUUCUGGCCAAGUCUGGAGCUUUCUUCACACUCGGCCCUCAGAGCUCUGGGGUCAGAAUAACUGAGCUUGGUGAGAGAAGACAGUGUCAGACUGAGGCCCCCUCGAGGACCUUUGGAACUUCUGAUAAUCUGUCAUACCAGAGCAUGAUUUUCUCUAAUGUCAGACCUGGCUUCACUGAGGAACAGUUCAGGGGAUCAGGGCCUCAAGACAAGACUCCCAGGUGCCUUAUUUCCCUCCUGUUUUCCUGGCAACCCCACUACUUCCUCCACAGGUUUCUGUAUGCAAAGUUGCUGGGCCUGUUGGCUGAGCUCCGGAGCAUUAAUGAGGCCUAUGGGUACCAAAUCCAGCACAUCCAGGGACUGUCUGCCAUGAUGCCGCUGCUCCAGGAGAUCUGCAGCUGAGGCCAAGCUCACUGCCUUCCCCAGCUCCUGGGACACCCUGGACACUCUGGAGAGGGGAAAUGCUGGGACAAAAGAUUGGACCAUGUUCAAAGAGAGCCCAGUGGUUGCAAUGAAAGACUAAAGC
Molecule: messenger RNA, 2368 nt
Organism: Cebus imitator (Panamanian white-faced capuchin)
Lineage: Eukaryota; Metazoa; Chordata; Mammalia; Primates; Cebidae
Gene: NR1I3
Product: nuclear receptor subfamily 1 group I member 3
Exons: 8
Coding region: 296-1276 (326 amino acids)
Biological process (GO): cell differentiation; negative regulation of transcription by RNA polymerase II; positive regulation of transcription by RNA polymerase II
Molecular function (GO): zinc ion binding; RNA polymerase II cis-regulatory region sequence-specific DNA binding; nuclear receptor activity
Source: RefSeq, a predicted model, not a curated record